This is a messenger RNA of Meriones unguiculatus (Mongolian gerbil), 1745 nucleotides long. RefSeq names its product solute carrier organic anion transporter family member 1A5-like. Gene Ontology annotation, cellular component: membrane. The record is from RefSeq and is a predicted model, not a curated record. Gene Ontology annotation, biological process: transmembrane transport; bile acid and bile salt transport; sodium-independent organic anion transport. Bases 1 to 1668 code for a protein of 555 amino acids. Gene Ontology annotation, molecular function: bile acid transmembrane transporter activity; protein binding. The transcript has 11 exons. Lineage: Eukaryota; Metazoa; Chordata; Mammalia; Rodentia; Muridae.
AUGGUAGGAAAUGUCAUUCGUGGAAUUGGUGAAACUCCCAUCAUGCCCUUGGGCAUUUCCUACAUAGAAGAUUUUGCCAAAUCAGAAAACUCCCCCUUAUACAUUGGGAUUUUAGAAACAGGAAAAAUCACUGGCCCUUUGGUUGGAGUUUUGUUGGGAUCCUUCUGUGCAAGGACUUAUGUAGACACUGGGUCUGUGAAUACAGUUAAUGAAAUAUGGAGGGGGAAUGUUGGAAUAAUCAGAAUGUACCAUUUUAUCCUUAUCUCUGCUCCUCUUCUGGCUGCCAUCUGUAAGCAAUUUAUCACCAUUUACAGACACCUACCUAAGAGGAGCAGAGAUGACCUGACCAUCACUCCCACUGAUACUCGCUGGGUAGGAGCUUGGUGGAUUGGCUUUUUGAUCUGUGCAGGAAUGAAUAUCCUGACAAGCAUCCCGUUUUUCUUUUUUCCAAAAACACUCCCAAAGGAAGGACUAGAGGAUAUUGCAGAUGGACCUAAAAAUGACAAUGAAGAGAAACACAGAGAAGAAGAUAAAGAAGAAAAACAAAAAUGUGGAGUCACUAAAGAUUUCUUGCCAUUCAUGAAGAGCCUGAUCUGCAAUCCAAUUUACAUGCUUUUCAUUCUUACAAGUGUGCUUCAAUUCACUUCAUUUAUCAAUAUUGCUACCUUUAAGCCUAAAUACGUGGAGCAGCAAUUUGGGAAAUCAAAUGCAGAGGCAAUCUUCCUCAUGGGUCUUUAUAACUUAAUUCCAAUAUGCAUUGGUUAUUUGGUUGGUGGUUAUACUAUGAAGAAAUUCAAGAUUACUGUCAGGAAAGCUGCAUAUAUAGCAUUCUUCCUAUUCCUGGCUGAGUACCCUGUAUCACUCUGUAACUUCCUGAUGACCUGUGAUAAUUUCCCAGUUGCUGGCUUAACUACCUCUUAUGAAGGAGUUCAGCCACCUCUUGAUGUGGAGAAUAUGGUCCUCGCUGACUGCAACACAAGGUGUAGCUGCUUAACGAAAACAUGGGAUCCGGUAUGUGGAGACAAUGGCCUAGCAUACAUGUCUGCCUGCCUUGCAGGCUGUGAGAAGUCUGUCGGAACGGGAAUCAACAUGGUGUUUCAAAAUUGCAGCUGCAUUGGCUCAUCAGGAAACUCAUCUGCGGUCCUUGGGUUGUGUAACAAGGGCCGUGACUGUGAUAACAGGAUGCAGUACUUUUUAAUCAUCUCAUUAAUUUGCAGUGUUAUCUAUUCAUUAGAAGCCAUGCCUGGAUUCAUGGUUUUUCUAAGGUGUAUCAAACCUGAAGAGAAGUCACUUGGAGUUGGAUUCCAUGCAUUUUGCACACGAAUAUUAGCUGGCAUACCAGCACCUAUUUACAUUGGUGCUUUGCUAGACAGAACAUGUUUGCACUGGGAAACUUUGAAAUGUGGUGAGCCAGGCGCUUGCAGGAUGUACGAUAUAAAUAGUUUCAGGCGUGUCUACCUUGGGAUGUCUGCAGCACUAAAAGCAUCAAGCUUUCUCCCUGCAUUCUUCAUUCUAAUACUUGUGAGGAAGCUGCAACUCCCUGAGGAAAUCAACUCUUCAGAAUCUAAACCUGCAGAGAUGAAACUCACAGAGAAGGAAGGCGAGUGCAUGGAAGUGCACAGAAGUCCUGAGGUUGACAAUGAUGGAGAACUGAAAACCAAGCUGUAGUGAGUUUUCUUCUGCCCUUCACAAGCCCAUGAAGAGAAUAUACAUUUCACUUGCUCUGAAUGAUGAGAGGUACUAUA